This is a messenger RNA of Lottia gigantea (owl limpet), 1374 nucleotides long. RefSeq lists its product as hypothetical. The record is from RefSeq and is a predicted model, not a curated record. The transcript is spliced from 7 exons. The coding region runs from base 1 to 1374 and encodes 457 amino acids. NCBI's taxonomy places the organism in Eukaryota, Metazoa, Mollusca, Gastropoda, Lottiidae.
AUGUCGACUAAAGGACAACAGAAACAGGAAUUUGCCUCAUCCGGACGAGGUGGCUCCGGAUUCAUCCAUGGCCGAACCACUUUGAUCACCCGAUCUGGAAAGAAUCCAACACCAAGCGGUUACAGCAUGAGAAGCUCCUUCGGUGGAGGGCUCUUGAACAUGGCUCCUGGAACCUACCAGAACAUGUCCCACGAAGGUGUUGUCAACGUUAAAGGAAAGCGAGAACAUGAGAAAAAAGAAAUGCAAUCGUUGAACGAGCGUCUUGCCUCCUACAUCGACAAAGUGCGAUUUUUGGAAGCACGUAACGCCCAGUUGGAACAAGAAUUGGAUGUGUACAGAAACCAGAAACAGGCUGAUUUCAAACCAAUUCGUGACCAGUACGAAACUGAAUUGAAUCAGGCCCGAAGAGUCAUCGAUGAGUUAGCCGGAGAAAAGGCCAACUAUGAUGCCAAAAUGGCCGGACUCCAAGACUUAGUCGACAGUCUUAAAGACACAAAUGAGACUCUCGAAAAUCACAACAAUGAAUUGAGACAGAAGAUCGAUAACCAGAGCACCCAGAUUGGAAGCUAUGAGGGUGAACUCGGUACACUCAGACUCAGAAUCGAAAGCUUGGAAGAUGAAAACAAACAUCUUAGAGAACUCUUGAAGAAGAGAAGUGAUGAGAACAUGGCUCUCAGAACCGAUUUGGACAAUGAAACUGCUGCCCAUAUUGAAGCUGAUUGCAGAGCUACCACACUAGAAGAAGAAGUAGAUUUCCUUAAGGCUCUUUUGGACAAGAUGCCACAAGAAAGCCAGAAACCAGUCCUCAUCAAGGGACAGAACUUGGAAGACUUCUGGAAGAACAGCAUGAGCAAGGCUAUCAGAGAUAUCCAGAACGAAUAUGAAAACAAACUCGAUAUCAUGAGACAAGAUAUGGAAAUGAGAAUGCAAUCCCAGGUCCGACAACUCCAGAGUGGUGCUGUCCGAGACAAUAUGGAAACCACCCACGCUAGAGAAGAAAGCAAAAAAUUAAAGAGCCAAUUGGGUGACACCGCCUCAAGAAUCACCAAUUUGGAAGGCAUGGUUGCUGCACUUGAAAGUGAAAGAAACGACUUAAGACGAAAACUUGCCUUAUCUGAAGACGAACUCGCUACCGAGAAAGCUGCCCAUCAAGAUGACAGAGCACGAUUGACCGCUGAAAUGGAAUCCGUCUUAGCUGAAUUACAACAGAUCAUGGAUGCUAAACUGUCACUUGAAUUAGAAAUCGCUUGUUACAGACAACUUUUGGAAGGAGAAGAAAACAGACUUGGAAUGAAAAGCAUCGUAGAACAAGCCAUUGGUACCCGAACCAAGGGAGCAGGAAACUUGUCCGACAUCGUACAACAGACCAGUUAG